UACAGAACCAAAAUUAGGGUUUGCUUUAGAGAGAGAGGAACAAGAUCAGGAAGGGGUUUGAGCUUGGUUAGUAUUUGGAUUAAUAAUCGUAAAUAUCGGAUACUUUCACAGCAACAUCAUUACCAAACACUGCUCCCAUGCCAAUGACGAGUGAUCCAUUGGCGUUGUUCAUGGAAGACAUUGCGAAAACCAAGACACUCGCGGAUAAAUAUGUUAAAAUUCAUGCAUAUAUUACCUCUCUCAAGGAGGAGAAGAGUGGGAUCAAGGAUCUCGAACUUCCUUUCAGCACACAAUUCUUGGAUCAUGCUAUAAAGACACUUGAUGUCGAGAACGAUAAAGUUUUAGCAAACAUUAAGGCUACACUGAGUCAAUUAUUCGGAACCGACGUAAGAUUAUCGACGGAAGAGAUGAUAGGAGUCUUUCAGAAUCUGAGUCUAAGCCCAGCUGCCAAAAGUAAGAGGAAAAUGGCGCAGAUGCAACGAGAAGAAGUAGAAUCCGUCACGAAGGAGACGACGGAGAAGAAGUUAUUAGACGGAGGAGGCGGCGGAUCUUCGGGUUCUCAGGUAUCGUCAGCGUUCAAAUUCAACGCUCAGGCGCCGGAAUUCGUACCGCGAUCGCAUACUACCGCACCAACACCGCAGGUUUCUCCCCUCUCCGGUUACUUCUAUCCUUGCUUCCACUACAACGGCGGUUGCGUAGGAGGAUGCACCGGCGGAGUCUGCGGCGGAGGAGGAACCAGCGUUGGUUCUCAGUCGUCGGAUUGGAUCUUCGUCGGAGGAGGAGAUCCUACUCAGCAUCAACACCUUCACGAUCCGACGGCUGCGUUUUACAUUUCGAAUCCGGCGGUUCAGUUUCCGGCGAAUCAGAACUCGCCGUCUUCGUCGAAGAAUCUGCUCUCCGACGAUCUCCGCCUUAAGAUCGUCAAACAGGUUGAGUACCAGUUCACGGACAUGAGUCUCCUCGCCAAUGAGUCAAUUUCAAAGCACAUAAACAAAGACCCUGAAGGUUAUGUGCCCAUAUCUUAUAUCGCAUCGACCAAGAAGAUCAAGGCUUUGACGAGUAAUCACCACUUAGUUUCACUUGCUCUACGUUCCUCCUCAAAGCUCGUUGUGAGUGAAGACAGCAAGAGAGUUAAGCGUAAAAGUCCAUUCACUGAUAGAGACAGAGAGGAAUUACAGGCACGGACGGUUGUUGCAGAGAAUUUGCCAGAUGAUCACUCUUACCAGAACCUUGAGAAGAUCUUUGGAGUUGUUGGAACCGUUAAAGCGAUUCGUAUCUGUCAUCCACCAGAAUCUACCUCCUCUCGUCCAAAAGGAGAUUUCCUGAUGAGCAACAAAAUUCACGCCCUUAUCGAGUAUGACAACACUGUUAUCGCGGAUAAAGCUGUUGAGAAGCUAAACGAUGAAAGAAACUGGAGGAAAGGACUUCGUGUGAGGCUGCUUCUUAGAUGCUCGCCCAAAUCAGUCCUCAAGAACAGAAGAAACUUCGAUGGCAUCCUCAUCGAUGAUGAACUCCCUUCCUAUGAAUCAGGAGAAGACUCUCCACGUCUCCAUUUAACCGAUCAACAGCUUGAUAAUGACGGUGAUGACAACAAUGUUGGUGGACUGUGGGGAAAAGGGAGAGGAAAAGGACGAGGACGAUCUCCAAGAAGCUAUGCGGUAGGAGGAGGAGGACGUAGCUUCGGGAUCGGGCUCGGACUCAGCCUCGGUUCCAUGUCACCGAGCCUAGGCCCACACGAAUCUUCGUCUCCAAAAACAGCAACAAAGGGACCAAGAAUGCCUGAUGGAACCAGAGGCUUCACCAUGGGACGUGGCAAACCUUCGAUCUCACUUUCACCUAACAAUCUCUAAAUAUUUCCCUACCAACGACGACGACUCCUACUUAUUAUCCAUUUUAUUAUAGUAGAGAUAAAAAAAGCUAUAGAGUUAACCAAAUAACACAUGUGGGUUGUUUUUUUCUUAAGAUAUGGGUUCACAGAAGCAAGAACAUGACUUUGGGAGGAAGAAGCUAUAGCUAUAGUGUAUGAACUACGAAGGCAUGGGCGAAGUUUUUGUGAGGGCUUUUUCUUUAUAUAAUCUUCUUUCAGUUUUUUUAUUUAUUCUCUUAUUUGGAUGGAUUUCUUUUUGUAUGUUUUGAUAAAAAAAAUUUGUGAGAUUAAUUGAAUAAUGAAGGGCUUCUAGCAUUUUUGAGUUA
Molecule: messenger RNA, 2193 nt
Organism: Thlaspi arvense
Lineage: Eukaryota; Viridiplantae; Streptophyta; Magnoliopsida; Brassicales; Brassicaceae
Source: the annotation of a GenBank genome assembly